Messenger RNA from Parastagonospora nodorum SN15, 852 nucleotides. RefSeq lists its product as hypothetical. Lineage: Eukaryota; Fungi; Ascomycota; Dothideomycetes; Pleosporales; Phaeosphaeriaceae. The transcript has 2 exons. The record is from RefSeq and is a predicted model, not a curated record. The coding region runs from base 1 to 852 and encodes 283 amino acids.
AUGUCCACUCAAAAUGACGCAGCCUCUAUCGCACGCCUCUCUUUGCACGAUCCAACCCACUUCGACAUCCAGUACUCUCAAACACUUCACCGUCUAGCGGUCCUACAGCACUGGAACAUCCCUACUGGUUCGAAAGUGUUAGAACUAGGAUGCGGACAGGGCGAUUGUACGACUGUCCUUGCACACGCUGUAGGCUCUCCAUGGACAAUCGGUCAAGCACAGGAUCACAUCUCGCAAGGUCCGUUGGGAGCGAGGAUUUCUUGGAUCCAGCAAACACCCCUGGAUUACCUUUCUUCCUUACCAUGCCCUACUGCCAUCUCCCCGCCAGCCGACAGCAACAGUAAGGUUUUCGAUGCAACAGUGCUCGUCCACUGUCUCUGGUACUUCUCUAAUCCGGCUCUAAUCCUCUCCACCUUUUGCGCCCUUAAGCAGCAAGUUAAACGUCUCCUGCUCGCCGAGUGGUCGUUAGUAGCAUCACACGCGUCCGCCCAGCCUCAUGUGCUAGCUUCACUCGCCCAGGCAGCGCUCGAGUGCAGCAAGGUCGAGAGUACCUCGAACAUCCGCACGGUGCUGGCACCAAAACGGCUCACCGAGCUGGCCAUAGCUGCAGGGUGGAAGUUAGAGAAGGAGACGCUCGUGCAAAAUGAGAAAGGAUUGCUGGACGGGCAAUGGGAGGUUUCUGCGUGUCUAUCUUCCUCUUUCGAAAGAGACGUAGAGGAGCAUGUAGGGGAUGAGAGAGAACGGGGAGUAGUUUUUGCACUACGAGAUGCGUGUGAGGCAAGCUUGCAGGGCGUACAAGGGGGCCGGAAGGGAGUUAGGGCUAUGGAUGUUUGGGUUGCUAGUUUUGCUUAA